GGCGACGCUGGGCUGGCGGCGGUGCGGAGCCGGGAGGGCGGCUGGGCAGGCGGCAGGAUGCUGCUCGCCGCACUGCCCCUGCUCGCGCUGCCCCUGGCGGGGGCGGCCGAAGAGCCCCCCCAGAAGCUGGGGUCCCCGGGAGAGCCUCCCCCAGGCUUGGCGCUUUUCCGCUGGCAGUGGCACGAGGUCGAGGCGCCCUACCUGGUAGCCCUGUGGAUCCUGGUGGCCAGCCUGGCCAAAAUCGUGUUUCAUCUGUCUCGGAAAGUAACGUCUCUGGUCCCUGAGAGCUGCCUGCUGAUUUUGCUGGGCCUGGUGCUGGGGGGCAUUGUGUUGGCUGUGGCCAAGAAAGCUGAGUACCAGCUGGAGCCAGGCACCUUCUUCCUCUUCCUGCUGCCUCCUAUCGUGCUGGACUCAGGCUAUUUUAUGCCUAGCCGGCUGUUCUUUGACAACUUGGGUGCCAUCCUCACCUAUGCUGUGGUGGGCACACUAUGGAAUGCCUUCACCACAGGUGCUGCCCUCUGGAGCCUGCAGCAGGCUGGACUUGUGGCCCCUAGGGUGCAGGCUGGCUUCCUGGACUUCCUGCUGUUUGGGAGCCUCAUCUCAGCUGUGGACCCCGUGGCUGUGCUGGCUGUCUUUGAGGAGGUGCACGUCAAUGAGACUCUCUUUAUCAUCGUCUUUGGCGAGUCCCUGCUCAAUGAUGCAGUCACUGUGGUGCUGUACAAGGUCUGCAACUCCUUUGUGGAGAUGGGCUCUGCCAACGUGCAGGCCACUGACUACUUGAAGGGAGUCGCCUCCCUGUUUGUGGUCAGUCUGGGCGGGGCAGCUGUGGGCUUAGUCUUUGCCUUCCUCCUGGCCCUGACCACACGCUUCACCAAGCGGGUCCGCAUCAUCGAGCCGCUGCUGGUCUUCCUCCUCGCCUAUGCAGCCUACCUCACUGCUGAAAUGGCCUCGCUCUCCGCCAUUCUUGCGGUGACCAUGUGUGGCCUGGGCUGUAAGAAGUACGUGGAGGCCAACAUCUCCCAUAAGUCACGCACGGCUGUCAAAUACACAAUGAAGACUCUAGCCAGCUGUGCUGAGACCGUCAUCUUCAUGCUGCUUGGCAUCUCAGCUGUGGACUCUUCUAAGUGGGCCUGGGACUCUGGGCUGGUGCUGGGCACCCUUGUCUUCAUCCUGUUCUUCCGAGCCCUCGGUGUAGUCCUGCAGACGUGGGUGCUGAAUCAGUUCCGGCUGGUCCCUCUGGACAAGAUUGACCAGGUGGUGAUGUCCUAUGGGGGUCUACGGGGUGCUGUGGCCUUUGCUCUCGUCAUCCUACUGGACAGGACCAAGGUCCCUGCCAAAGACUACUUCGUGGCCACCACUAUUGUGGUGGUCUUCUUCACAGUCAUUGUGCAGGGCUUGACCAUCAAGCCGCUGGUCAAGUGGCUGAAGGUGAAGAGGAGUGAGCAUCACAAACCAACCCUGAACCAGGAGCUGCAUGAGCACACUUUUGACCACAUUCUGGCUGCAGUGGAGGACGUUGUGGGGCACCAUGGCUACCACUACUGGAGGGACAGGUGGGAGCAGUUUGACAAGAAGUACCUGAGUCAGCUGCUGAUGCGGCGGUCAGCCUACCGCAUCCGGGACGAGAUCUGGGAUGUGUACUACAGACUCAACAUCCGCGAUGCCAUCAGCUUUGUGGACCAGGGAGGCCACGUCUUGUCUUCCGCAGGUCUCACACUGCCCUCUAUGCCCAGCCGCAAUUCUGUGGCAGAGACUUCUGUCACCAACCUGCUGAGGGAGAGUGGCAGUGGAGCGUGUCUGGAUCUGCAGGUGAUUGACACAGUACGCAGCGGCCGGGACCGUGAGGAUGCUGUGAUGCAUCAUCUGCUCUGUGGAGGCCUCUACAAGCCACGCCGCAGGUACAAAGCCAGCUGCAGCCGCCACUUCAUCUCAGAGGACGCGCAGGAGCGGCAGGACAAGGAGAUCUUCCAGCAGAACAUGAAGAGGCGGCUGGAGUCCUUUAAGUCCACCAAGCACAACAUCUGCUUCACCAAGAGCAAGCCACGACUUCGCAAGACUGGCCGCAGGAAGAAGGAUGGUGUGGCUAAUGCUGAGGCUACAAAUGGGAAACCUCCUCGAGACCUGGGCUUUCAGGACACAGCUGCUGUGAUACUGACUGUGGAGUCUGACAAGGAAGAAGAGAGUGACAGUUCAGAGACUGAGAAGGAGGACGACGAGGGGAUCAUCUUUGUGGCUCGGGCAACCAGUGAGGUUCUCCAAGAAGGCAAGGUCUCAGGAAGCCUUGAGGUGUGCCCAAGCCCACGCAUCAUCCCCCCAUCCCCAACCUGUGCAGAGAAGGAGUUACCCUGGAAGAGCGGGCAUGGGGACCUGGCAGUGUAUGUGUCCUCGGAAACCACGAAGAUUGUGCCCGUGGACAUGCAGACGGGCUGGAACCAGAGCAUCUCAUCCCUGGAGAGCCUGGCAUCCCCUCCCUGCACCCAGGCCACAACUCUGACCCGCCUGCCUCCCUACCCUCUGGGUGCCGAAGAGCCCCAGGCCCCUCUCCACCUGCCUUCUGAUCCACGCCCUAGCUUCGCCUUUCCCCCAAGCCUGGCCAAGGCUGGCCGCUCCCACAGUGAGAGCAGUGCUGACAUCCCCCAACAGCAAGAGCUGCAGCCCCUCAUGGGCCACAAGAACCGCACCCAUCUUAGCCCGGGCACUGCUAACUCCCACUGGUGCAUCCAGUUCAACAGAGGUGGACGGCUGUAGCCCAGGGCCUUGGGGAGGAGCAGGAGGUGGAGCCCCUGUGGGAAGAGCUCCCUGGGCAAUGGGCAGAAGAGCCCGUUCAGCUUGCCAUGGGGCCAGUGGGGCCUGGACUGAAGUAGCAACUGGGCUUUCUUGGGACUGGUCAGAGGGGUCUCCCGAGCUGGUCCUCACAGGGACCCUUCUUACCACCCUCCCUGCUCCUAACCCCUGCCACUUUCCGUAUCAAUAAGGACCCUACUCUGGGUCAGGACCCAGUCCAGGACUUCUAGGGGCUAGGCCUGGAUAUUUGGGUAGCUGAUACCCCUUCCCCAGUGGGCCUUUCUGGGGUUACUAUAGGCAGCUGUCCCUGGCCCCAAAGUAAGGGCAUCAUUCCUUAGUAGACGCUGGCCUUCCCUACCCUCUACCCGCUCCCCAGCACUGGCUCAGGGACAGCGUCCUGACAAGGAGGCUCAGUGAGGGGCUGGUCCUCAGAGGGACUGGGUUGGGAGGCAGGGCUGGCCCCAACCUUGGGCUCUGCUGCCAUGUUGGGUCAGCUACCCACAGUCCAUUUUUUUUAGGGCAGUGGGAAUCUCUGCCUCCACUUCUUGCUUAGCCCCUUCCCUUUGCUGCCAGAUACUGGGAUAAUAGUUCCUCCUUUCCCAGGACCAACGCCAGGGGGCUGGGCCAGGUUCCAGUUCAGAACUGCUUCUUAGCCAGGGUCACUCUAGGGAUCUGCUGCUCUGGGUCCAAAUCUGGACCUUUCUGAUCCUGGGGUCUGGGUUUUCUGAGGAGGGGACACAGUGGCCUCUGGGCUCCCAUGUCACCACCUCAACAUUCCCCAAGCAGGGAAGGAACCAGGUAGCCCUUCCCCAACUACUCCAUUGCUCUGGGGGCUGGGAAGCCUGGCUGCAGUGGCAAGGAGGGGGCUGACUGGGUGGCAGGUGACUUUCCAGGGGUUAGCACCUGCCUUGUGUUUUGUACCUUGAACCUGAGAUACAUUAAACAUCUCUCAGAUGGA
Propithecus coquereli (Coquerel's sifaka) is the source of this 3742-nucleotide messenger RNA. It is a transcript of the gene SLC9A5, whose product is annotated as solute carrier family 9, subfamily A (NHE5, cation proton antiporter 5), member 5. The transcript has 16 exons. Gene Ontology annotation, cellular component: membrane. The record is from RefSeq and is a predicted model, not a curated record. NCBI's taxonomy places the organism in Eukaryota, Metazoa, Chordata, Mammalia, Primates, Indriidae. Bases 58 to 2748 code for a protein of 896 amino acids. Gene Ontology annotation, biological process: proton transmembrane transport; sodium ion transport; regulation of pH. Gene Ontology annotation, molecular function: sodium:proton antiporter activity.